Molecule: messenger RNA, 1338 nt
Organism: Babesia ovata
Lineage: Eukaryota; Apicomplexa; Aconoidasida; Piroplasmida; Babesiidae
Exons: 1
Coding region: 1-1338 (445 amino acids)
Biological process (GO): protein phosphorylation
Molecular function (GO): ATP binding; protein kinase activity
Source: RefSeq, a predicted model, not a curated record
AUGUUGCGGGAUUACGCACAUGGAUGCACAUGCCGUAUAUGCCGGCGGGAGUUCAGGGUGGUUAGGCCCAUAGAGGGCGGCGCGAACGGCAAAAUACACCUCGCCAGAUUUGUGGGUGUGAGAUCCAAUUUCGACCUCGAGGUGAUACUGAAAAGCAUUCCCGUCGGAGACGUCUCUAACAUAUCGGUUACACAGGAAGAGUGCCGCAAAUUGCUCAGCCUGAAUCACAGGUACGUUAUGAAGUACUAUGAUGACUUUAUCCACCGAGAGUGGGGCUGGAACCCACUCAGUCGCGCCACGCUCUACUGUGUCAUCGUCACGGAAUUUUGUGAACGAGGAAGUCUGGCCGACCUCAUAGAACAGGAGUACGAGACCUUCACCGAGGAAUACAUCGUCACAUUGUUCAAGAAAAUCGCAAAGGCGCUCAAGUAUAUCCACGACCACUCGGUUAUACAUCGAGACAUAAAAAGCCCCAAUAUCAUGUUGAAAGCAAACAAUGUAGUACGACUUGGAGAUUUCGGUCUAUCGGACACUUUCGCCACAAAGAGGUCAAGGAGGCUGGCAUGCCGUGCGAACAUACUCGAAAUUGCGGCUAAAACUAAGGUAACUGCAAACCGGAGGACGAAAGUGUCGGUGGGCUACAGUGACGAAGGCUCACCAUCCAGUGCAUCGAUUAUGACGCGAAAUCAAAAUAUGGACGGUGAUGUAGAAGGGCUGGCAACACCUAAAAGUGAGGCAUUUAGCACAUACAACAACUCUGGAGAUGUGUCAUCAACCAACACAUCUGUAGGUGAAGGCCUGCACACCGACGAUGAGACAUCGUAUGAGAUGUCCGACUGGGUUUCGCCGUUCAGCUCAGGGGAUCUAGAUGAGUCCAUCGAAACCGCAGCAGAAGACACAGAAGUGCCAAACUCAAGAACAAAUACCGCAAACUGUCGUCAUGAAAAGGCGCACAGCACGCUGGCCUUCUACGAGGAAGGCUCUUCGAAUCAAAGGCCCGUAGGCACGCAUUGUUACAUGGCUCCUGAAAGCAUACAAAAGUGUGUGUAUGGCAGGGCAGGCGACAUCUGGGCUUUGGGUUGCGUACUAUUGGAAAUGUGCAGCGGUGUGUUCAUGUGGGAGCUGUCGUACAACCUCGGUGAAUGCCCUGAAAAUGUCCCUAUACUCGUGUCGCAGCUACCACCCAUGAUCUCUAGGAGCACACGGGCACUAAUUUCAAGCAUGUUGUCGGUAGACCCGAAACUGAGGCCUUCAGCAGCCCAGAUUCUCAAGUCACCUGCCGUCAAAGGAGUCACACCUAACCUAGCAACGCAAGACUCUACAUGUGUGCGCGUCUAA